Messenger RNA from Guillardia theta CCMP2712, 705 nucleotides. RefSeq lists its product as hypothetical. Bases 1 to 705 code for a protein of 234 amino acids. The transcript is spliced from 12 exons. The record is from RefSeq and is a predicted model, not a curated record. Gene Ontology annotation, molecular function: RNA binding. Lineage: Eukaryota; Cryptophyceae; Pyrenomonadales; Geminigeraceae.
AUGGUCAGGUGGUAUUCCUUUGGUGCUGAUGGCUUGGAUCCGGUUGAGAAUGAAGGCUAUCACUCUCUUGAAACAAAUUCUGUGGUUGCCGCACUUGAAUCCUGCAUACAAACCGCGAAAUCCAAAUUAGAAGCUUUGAAGUUGCGAGAAGACUUGGAAAGCUUGUUAUCACCAGAGCAAAUAGACAGACUGAAAAUGCGAAUAGAGGAUGCCAGCGACAAGGGAAACACCCUACUACACAUCUUAGAUUCUCCAAGUAGAGUCGCCAACAGCAUAGAAUGUAUAUCACAAUAUCAAACCAUGAAGUCAAGAGUGGACGCCCCAGUAACUGAGACGGAACGCGAUGUCGGUAGGAUGUUGAAGCAAUGGAGGAGGACAGCGAUAGUCAUGGGCACAUGGCACAGCAUCCGAGCUCAGUGGGAGCAGAGGAGCGACUCCCUCCAGCAGCUCUGCCAUGGAGCUGUCAGAGAUCCACUAGCAGACAAGGAAGGAUGCGUGGUGUACUUGGGAGGGAUCUACGGCUUCAACGAGAAGCAGCUGAGAGAGAGACUGGAGCUGUUCGGACAGGUCAUCCGGCUCCAAAUGAGGCAAUUCUAUGCUUUCGCUCAGUUCGCUUCUCCUGCCAUGGCCGCGGCUGCCGUCAAGUGGAGCAGCGGCCGCAUCUCCGGUCGGAAAGGGGAGGAGCUCAUGGGUAGCGGCAGGUGA